Messenger RNA from Lasiosphaeria miniovina, 1863 nucleotides. RefSeq lists its product as uncharacterized. The record is from RefSeq and is a predicted model, not a curated record. The transcript has 2 exons. NCBI's taxonomy places the organism in Eukaryota, Fungi, Ascomycota, Sordariomycetes, Sordariales, Lasiosphaeriaceae. Gene Ontology annotation, molecular function: protein binding. The coding region runs from base 1 to 1863 and encodes 620 amino acids.
AUGGAUCGCCUGUUGGCUGAUCAUCUGGACGCCCUUAGGGCUAACGUCCAGCUGCGAAGAGACAACCUGCAGAACCUGAUCCCUUCCUUAACGGCCCACGAGAUCCGAGAGUUGCGCCAACAGCUCGACGCGGUGGACUUCCGCACCGACAUUCUUGCCCGUCUCCCCGUGGAGCUGCACUUGUUGGUGGCAGACUACGUCGAUGGCGCCGAUAUCUACAGCUUCCUCACCGUAUCCAGACGGUGGAGGAGGAUUUGGCUGCAGGACCGCAUGCGGAGACUUCUCGCCGACCGCUGGCUCCCCGGGCUUCGCCGCUAUACUGAGGAGAAGGAGCGCCUCACGGCCGAGGGACAAGACCAGCCCGCCAUCUUCUACGAUGCCGCACGCCGCCUGCACUUCAGGUCGCUAGGCAAAUUCCAAGCGAUUUUUGUACACCCCGAGUUCGAAGAAGUGGGCGACGACGGCGGCAAGGGGGCACUUGAGAGCUACUUCCCCUUGGACCCCACAUGCCGUCCCGUCAAAGGCAACGACGAGGACCCUUGGAAGGGAAUCCUCCAUGAGCCCCCCAAGCUAAAUCUAUCCGCUUGGCCAUUGGUAAAAUAUCUCUACUCCAGUGGGCGACUUGCCUGGCAAUCCCCUUUUGCGGAACCAAACAACUCUCUGGUCUUUGUCGACGACCUCAGAACCAAGCUGCGCAGGGUAUACCAGUUACCUGAUCUGACCCUUCGUGGGCCUAAUUUUCAACUACGGGCUUUUGGCGACAAACUGGUGGUGGUUUCCGUGUCUAGGACACUCUACGCAUGGCACCUCGAGACCCGGCAACUCGACAUGGUCACACUGCCGACAGCGCUAUUCAAGUGUGAAACAAAAGGCACCCGCGUUUAUAUCUACAACGAAGCCGCCAUCGAGAUAUGGGCGUGGACGUUCAAAUCGGGUCUGCGAGCUAUCGACACCACCGAGAUGCGGACGUACGUGGACUGGACCUUCUCCAAUCACAAUGCACAUAGGAGAGAGGACUACCAGAUUGGUGUCUUAUUCCAUCCGCUCGUGGAAAGCACCGUCUUCUUUGCUAUCCCCAUGGUAAAGGUCAAGGCGGUGGCUGUCUUCGAGUACAAGAAUGAGCGAUACUCCUGUCUCUUCGCAUCUCCCGUGCCGCAGACUACCUACGGUUGCCCCUACGCCUAUCGCAUACUCGAGGUUCACGUUCAUUCUGCCCCGAUAAACUCGUACGGCCUCUAUAUGAUAGCCGCCAUCCAUGUUCAGAGCCUGGAUCCUCUGUACCGUCCCCCCCCGGACAUAUCCUUGAUAUGUUUCAAUACUCUAGACUGUUCAUUCUCGUCACAAGACUAUCGGGUGCCGUCCGUUGAGCGGAAACCCGUUCUUAGUAGUACUAUUGAGUUCACGCCAGCGUGGUGGCACGGCCAGAUGACAGCCUGGGUGGAUUUAGAACAAUCUUACAGGAACGAAGACCUCAGCGAAGAAGACGCCCAUCUGGUGACAACAAGAGAACUUGGCACGUCACGUUUUAACUCGGACUCGGUGACCCGCGUUUGGAAGGGAGAACAACAGCCCAGACUCCAAAUUCGCCGCGCCGAGAUGGAGUUGGACAAGAUGGUCGAAGGGAUUUUAGGCGUGCCGUGCAGCCCUGACCUGACAGUCAAUGAUGUAGCACGUGUCAGGGGCAAGGUGGCAAGCAAGUAUUCUGCCGACCACGUGCAGUAUUGCCUCGAUAUAUCCGGUCUCGACUCGGUCCUCCAUAACGAUGUCGGGCGGGAAGUCAUCCUUGACGACGAUUUCAUCGUCUUACUCCACGCCGGCGGCUACAUUAUCUGGAGUUUCUAUACUGAUACGCCGGUGAUGUAA